Molecule: messenger RNA, 1506 nt
Organism: Parastagonospora nodorum SN15
Lineage: Eukaryota; Fungi; Ascomycota; Dothideomycetes; Pleosporales; Phaeosphaeriaceae
Exons: 1
Coding region: 1-1506 (501 amino acids)
Source: RefSeq, a predicted model, not a curated record
AUGGAGGGUGACGGGAUUGCUGAAGAGACAGCCGAGCUGGACGACGAAGUGACUGAAGUCGACGCUGCCACCGAGCUGGGGCUUGACGAAGGAGACACGGAAGAGCUCGAGGAUGAGCUAGCCGGAGUGCUGGAAGAUGUGCUCGUUGCAGAUGUUGAAGAGGCUGACGAAGAGACAGCGCCUGAGCUAACCUGGGUACUCGAUGACGAGCUUGUUGUGGGAGCAGAGAUUGGAGUACUUGAUGAGGAGCUCGAGGUCAAAGAGACGAUGGCUGAUGAAGAACGCGAGGUGGAUACCACCACGGAUGACGAGCUGGACGACGGCAGGACAGCAGAAGAUGAGGAUGAUGUUGGGACACCGGAUGAGGACGAGCUAGACGGCGCCGCAGUGGAAGAAGAGCCCGGGGCUGUGGCAGUGCUGGCAGACGAGCUCGAUGUAGGCGCAGCUGCUGAAGAUGACCUUGUUGACGAGGAGCUCGAUGAUGUGACAACAGGUGAUGAUGAGCUGGACGAUGAGGUAACAAUCAAUGAAGAGCUGGAAAUCGAGGGGAGGACUGAGGACAAGCUCGUCGACGAAGAAGCCCUGGUCGAGCUUGAAGCUGAUGCAACACUAGAUGAGGAUGCGAAUGCUGAAGCAACACUCGACGAACUGCUCGAUGUUGGAACUGACGAUGAGCUUCGGCCGGAAGAAGAGCUCGAUGAUGGGGUAGCAGCCGUGGAUGAGCUCGACGCAAGAGUAGUGACAGAAGAGCUCGAUGUGGGAGCGGCGCUGGACGAGCUUGAUGUGGGGAUUGCGCUGGAAGAGCUGGAAGCUGGAGCAGCAACGGACGAGCUCGAUGAUGAGAUACGGCUCGAAGUUGUUGCUACAGUAGAAGAGCUUGAGGCAGGGACCACAGAAGAAGAGCUAGAGGUCGGAGCCGCAGCGGAAGCACUUGAAGAUGAAGAUGGGAUGCGGUUUGAUGUCGAAACAGCAGCAGAAGAGCUCGAAGCUGGUACAGAGGAAGAGCUUGAAGCUGGAGCCGCAGACGAGGAGCUUGAAGCCGGAGUCGCAGACGAGGAGAUACGGCUUGAAGUCGAAGCUACCGCAGAGGAGCUAGAAGCCAGGGACGUAGCCGAGGAGCUCAAAGUUGGAGCAGCAGAUGAGCUAGAGGAUGAGCUGCGGCUUGAUGUCGAGGCAGCAGCAGUGGAGCUGGAUGAAGAGACCAAUGCAGACGAACUGGCGGCUGUCAAUUUGCUUGAGCUAGAGCUUGAUGGGCAAGAGCUGACUCGGACCGUGCUGGUCGCAGUUGUGGACGUAGUUACAACUUUGGUAGUCGAUUGCGUGACGGUACUUCCAGACGAGGUCACCGUGGCGGUGGAAGCAGGAAGAGCGCUCGCUGUCGCCCGAGGUGUGAUGGUCACAGUAGACGUUGCAGUGGCGGUGACAGUGCUUGCAGGGGCGGGAGAGGGCCCGAAUGUAGCGACAAAGGGGAGAGGGCUACUGGCACCAGCGGCAGCACCUCGAUAG